Molecule: messenger RNA, 1589 nt
Organism: Gigantopelta aegis
Lineage: Eukaryota; Metazoa; Mollusca; Gastropoda; Neomphalida; Peltospiridae
Exons: 10
Coding region: 483-1547 (354 amino acids)
Source: RefSeq, a predicted model, not a curated record
UUCAACGUUCAGUCGACAUCGCCAUACUCGGAUUCGGCCAUCAGCGUUGGAAAGGUUGUAACGGCUCAUCCGUAAACAAAACUUGUUGCCACCGGACACGUCCCCGCAGUGUUCGAGAUCAAACUUGUUGGGCAGUAUCCCAGUUGGAUACUAACAUUUCAAAAUCUGGCGGCCAACCAUCUGGCACAUUCAACUGCAAACGUGAGGGUUCCCCGUGCAAGAACGGACAGACUUGUAAGGUGGACGGGACGUGUGACUGCGGAGCAGACUAUAUAGGCUAUAACUGCGAUGUACUUAAAGAUAAGAAGGAAAAGUCGCCCUGUGCGGCCAGUGGAGAUCAGUGUGGUGCCCAUGGAUUUUGUUACACGGACACGGCGGGUACAACAGCAAAAUGUUUCUGUGAGGUUGGUUGGGGACCCAAGUCCAGAACUGAGGAUAAAUGCACUACUGGUCGUUAUAAAGUGGUCUGCUUCAAAGACAAGAUGAUGAUUAAUAUCUACCCGUACAGUCCGUUGUCGCCUACUUCGAGGAUAUACUUGUGGGGCAAUCCACUGUGUAAGAUAUCAGCCGGCUACAGCACAAUGAGCGUAGAUCAACAGGCUUUCGUAGGUGGGAGAGCCAGAGAAAUCGCCCACACCGGCGAAUCGGAUUGUGGAUCGGCCACCAUGGUUGACGAUGGGGCUGGCAAGAUCACAUUUAAACGUGACUUCUAUGUCGGCUAUAACACAGAUUACUCUUCAUCCCUGGAUGAGAUUCUGACUGCUGUCUGCGAAAUCGAUAAAGAGAACCAACAAAUCACGUCCAGCAUUGAGAUGAAAUCACUUGCAAAAGAUGAGCUGUUGGACUCUGAUACGACAGACAAACACCUGCCAGUUUCUCUAAGCAUAGAAGCUGCCGGCAGCUCCCUAAGCCAAGGGGCCACUGUGGACGUGGGACAAAUACUCGCCUUUACAUUCUCUGUCGACCCAACCUUCAACGCGAUGCUGCUGGAUGGUGUGAAAAUAGAAAAUGGAAAACCCUCAAGUGAUGAAGAUUUCCAGUCUUUCAUCCUGCUAGAAAAUGGGUGCCGGGUUGGAAAUGCUCACUCUGACAUCUGGCUUGGUCUACCGAGUGCCAGUGGCAGCACGCGGACUGUGGUGUUUGAAUUCAAAGCGUUUAUCUUCACCAAGUCUGCAAUGCUGAAAGUUAUCUUCAGCAUUAAAGUCUGUUUGGACUCAGGCGAUGCUGUGUGUUCACAUGUAGAUUGUAAUGGCGAUGUAUCAGCAGGAAGACGGAAACGAGACUUGAUUAACACCACGAACCAGACGACCGUGCUUGAAAGAACUUUCUACGUGACGUAUCCAAAUAUAUUAGAACUUCAAAACGUGACAAAUACGGAUGGGAGUCUCGAGAAACUGGAGUGUGAGACCAGUGCGGCCAUGUUGGGAGGUCUUGGGGCGUUUGCCUUGGUUGUCAUGCUUUUGCUGCUCGUCUUGUUUAUUCAGUGGCGCGACCAUUCAAGCAAACGUAGUAAACCGAUUAAUCUCCCCUACCUUCCCUCGACAUGACCACUGUGAAAUUCAGAACAAUAAAAGCACCGAACCCUUAAA